GCGCGGAAUCCGCCGCCCUGUUCUCGAAAUUGCGAAGCUUCUCCAUUGGGAGCGGGCCCAACUCGCCGCAGCGUGUAGUCUCCAAUCUGCGCGGCUUCCUCACCCAUCGCCUGAGCAAUAUCACACCGAGCGACACAGGUUGUUCACUGGCAUUCGUACAACACCAAAUUCAACAACAGCUACACGAAAACAUGUAAACCACACAAGAGCAGCAAUAAUUGUUAACCAAAAGCAACGAUAAACCACCUCAAAAGCGAGCUGAACAAAAACUGAUUAAUUGAAAGAAGAGUGCGGAAGAGCGGAACCGGAAGUAGUCAUAUUUUUGCAAGCAACUUCCGGCUGUGACCAUGAAAAGCUCCCAGAUCGGCUCAUGAAACCGCAAUAAAGAAAAGCUUUAAGGCAAAAGGAAGGAGACAAAGGUAACUGUCAGUACAAAGAGUAUAGAACAAAGAGAAACAGCUAAAGAAAGCGAAAAUCAGAAACUGAAAGAGUAGGAGAAAGAAAGUCCUUAAAAACCUCUACAACUAAAAACAAAGAGCAACCACCAAAAUGGCCUCAUUUCAAAUACCUGUAAUCAACCUCGAGCUGCGUGAGGUUAAGGAGAUCGUAUGGGAGAAGAUCCAGGAGCCUGUGAACCAGCGUCGCCUCAUCCUGGUGAUCGUGUCCAUAGCCCUGCUCCUGGACAACAUGCUCUACAUGGUGAUAGUGCCGAUAAUACCCGACUAUCUGAGGGAAAUCGGCAGCUUCGACGAUGGACCGACGCCACCGCCAUUACGGGAUAAUAUAACGGGAAAAAUCAUACCCGUACACCACGACCACCAUGGGCAGGACUCUGCCACGGGCAUCCUGUUUGCUUCGAAGGCCAUUGUCCAGCUGAUGGUGAAUCCCUUUUCGGGCGGCCUUAUCGACAAGAUCGGCUACGACAUUCCCAUGAUGAUCGGCCUGACCAUCAUGUUCUUCUCCACUGCUGUGUUCGCCUGUGGCAGCAGCUACAGUGUCCUUUUCUUCGCCCGAUCCCUGCAGGGAGCUGGCUCCGCCUUUGCGGAUACAUCGGGACUGGCCAUGAUCGCCGAUCGCUUCACGGAGGAAAACGAGCGCUCCCAGGCGCUGGGCAUUGCGCUGGCCUUCAUCAGCUUCGGGUGUCUGGUCGCACCGCCGUUCGGAGGAGCUCUAUACCAGUUCGCCGGCAAGGAGGUGCCCUUCCUGAUCCUGGCACUGGUGUGUCUGCUAGACGGCCUAAUGCUACUGCUGGUGAUGAAGCCCGUGAAGGAGCAGAUCAAGCAGAGCAAGCAGGUACAGGACCAGGUGAUUCCCAUCUGGCGUCUACUCAUGGAUCCCUACAUUGCCGUCUGCGCCGGAGCCCUGACUAUGUCCAAUGUGGCACUGGCCUUCCUGGAGCCCACGAUCUCGCUCUGGAUGGAGGACACAAUGACCACGGAAAACUGGAAAAUCGGAAUGGUCUGGCUGCCGGCGUUCUUCCCCCACGUCCUGGGCGUGGUCAUCACCGUGAAGAUGGCCCGCAAGUAUCCGCAGCACCAGUGGCUCAUGGCCGCCGGAGGACUGGCCCUCGAAGGACUCUCCUGCUUCAUCAUCCCCUUCUGCAGUGGCUACAAGAUGCUGAUGUUGCCCAUCUGUGUGAUUUGCUUCGGAAUUGCCCUGAUCGACACCGCCCUGCUGCCCACCCUGGGUUACCUGGUGGAUGUUCGCUAUGUGUCCGUCUACGGAAGUAUCUACGCUAUUGCGGAUAUAUCCUACUCGAUCGCCUACGCCGUAGGACCCAUCAUUGCCGGAGGCGUGGUGGAGGCCAUCGGAUUCACGGCCCUCAACUUCCUGAUAGCCUUCUCCAAUCUGGCUUAUGUUCCGGUGCUAAGAAAGCUGCGCAAUAUCUACGACUUUAAGCCAUUCGAGAACGAGGCCAACAUCCUGAUGCAGGACCCGCCCAACAAGGAGUACCAGACCUAUGUGAUGCACGACCAGAAGCCCGUGGAGGGCGGCCUGAGAAAUCAUUUGGAGUACGGGCAGCAAUAUCAGCAGGAGCAGGAGACCAACCUGGACGAUCCGCAGUACGACUACCAGGCUCAGCAGGGAUACCAGCAGGCGGGAGGCAGCUAUCAGCAGGAUCAGGGCUACCAGCCGGGCUACCAGGAGCAAGGCGGCAGCUACGCCCCCCAGGGACAGGCCCCCCGUGUGGCCAAUCCCUUCCAGCAGCAGCAACAGCAGCAGCAACAACAACAGCAGCCUCAGAGCAGAGGUCCUGCCGGACCGGCGAAUCCCUUUAGGCAAGGAUUUUAAACUGUUGCCCAAAACCGUUUAAAAACAAUACCCCAAUAAUCCCUAUCGUUAAAUCAUGUUUCGUUUUGUAUUCUUUGUUGAACCUACUACUAUAAAAUAACAUAUACCCCCGAAAAAAAAAGCAAAACUUAUAUAUUUAGCCUAGAAAUAUAUAGCAAGUGGUACGUACACUAUAACGAGCAUAACAUCUAGAUCAGAUAGUUAAAAAGCAGCUAGUUAAAGCCUUGCACUGCACCAAAUUUUGUAUUAUACACGAAUGUUGAAGCAACUAAAUAAUCAGGCAGUGAUGGGAGAGCUACUAACGAGGUCAUCUGGGUGGGGUAAGGGGUUAACAAUGGACUUGAUGUUCAAAGACAGGCUAUUGCAAAAUACUCCAAAUCAAAAUAACUAAAUAUACAGAAUUCAAACGAUUUUUUAUAGAAUGAAUAAAACUUCUAAAAGCAAUAUUCCAUAAUUUUUAUAAUUAUAAUGUAUUUCCACCUGACCAUUUUCCCCACCUAGAUAAGGUAUCAAGUCCCAAAUGGAGUUCUCCCAUCACUGGCUUCGAAUAUAUAUACAAAUCGCGUAUAUGCCCCAGCAUAUAUAGCAGCUAUAUAGAGUGGCCCGAUCGGGUCGCCUAUGCCCUAUACUCAGUACUCAUGCAGCCGUUUUCGUGUCUAUCAGUCAGUGAAGCUAGAGAAACCAAAGCCUAGGCGUAGUUAGUGGUUAAGGGGAGGGUCGGCAUCAGCCCCCUCCCGCCAUAUCAAAUAUAUACAUACCAGAUAUUAUAUACACGCAAAUAUAAAGAAUAUCUAUAUACAAGUUAGAGCGUAAGCGGCUAGUCCGGCCAUCGGACCACUUUCGCUGAAGUGCCGCCGAGUGUUUGUUGCACAGACAGUGGCAUCAAUAUCGCAGACAUAUCACAAGUUGCACAAAUCGAAACCCUCCCCCACAGAAGGAACUAUAUUUCGGGUGUCACUGUGGCGGACUUGCAGCGGAAGUGGCUUCCUGGCCGGAGUGGCUACAUGAUUUCCGGUUCAAGAAAAACAUUUUCGGUUCAAAAAUUAUUAACAUAAGACACAACCAAGGUAACGAUACAUAUCAGAGUCGAAUGGCUCGCCUGUUAAAAUUACCAAAAGUGAUAUUACUUAUUGCUACUAGCCUCUAAAAAUAUAUAUACUAUAUACAUAUAUCGUAUCAUAUCGUAAAAACCUACUUUUAGGCCGUGCAUAAACUGUACAUAAGUUCUACAAAAAUUUGAAAUUCAGAUUCAAGUUUCACAUUUACCUACCAAUCAAUUAUUAUUUGCUUGACGACUUCAUGGGUCCCUGGAUCAGGGGAAUGAAGCCCGUGGGAGAUCUUCGAUAGCAUAGCAUAAAUGUGUGUACCUUGUCUAUAAGAUAAAGAUAAACAUUACGAUAAACAUAUUUCAAUAUACAGAUUAACGGUCUAAUUGUAUUUUGAAUUAUUUCAAAUGCACUUUUUGGAUGGCAGUUUACUGCCUCUAUAUAUUAUACACUUUUAGCUAUAUUUAUACCGAUAGGAAUGCUGAUCUUUUUCAGCCUAUUUAUGUACAUUUUCGGAAUGUGUUUUAGCCAGCAAUUGAAGUUAAUUACGAGUACAUAUAUCACAGACUUUCAAUAUCCGUGAGCAUAUCAGUAAACGGCCAUAAAAAGAACUGCUCUCAAUGCUAAGAGUAUCUUAUGAAUUACAAAAGCAAUUGUUUGGAUCGCAGUCUGCAAAUCAUAUUUUAGAUACAUAAAAAUGCACUGAUUUAAAAAAAUCUUAGUUGACAGGAUUUUAGAAAAUAUUCAACAACUUCAGUUGCAACACUUUUGUUUAGAUUUAAAAAGUCAAAUAUUUAUAGCUAAUUUUCCUAGAUUUUGUUAAAGAAAACCUUUUCUUUUUUUUAAUAUUUUGUUCGUAUCAAGACUACACUCAAAAUAUAGCUCUAUAAAUUUACAAAAACUGUAGAAAUAUUCUUAACUAUAAAAUGAAUUAACUCAUGAAAAAUCUCCCAUCAAAAGUAUCAAUUAAAUCGAAGGACAGGUGAGGUCGUGCGAAGUACGAAGUGUUGAAGCUACUAACAUAUUUAUAAAUAUGAAGGGCAAAAACCAAUGAAAAUUAAACCAGAACAAUUAAUAUAGUCAAUAAAAUAUAUAUAUUUAUCAUUAUGUAACAUAUUAUCAAUAGAAGAUUUAAAUAAGUAGCUAUCAAUAGAAUUUUAAUUACAAAUAACCAAACCAAUAUAUGUAACAAACCCUCAAGAAGCAAUAUUUUCUCAAGUUUCAUUGGAAACACUCAUCUAAAAAGAAUAAACGCCAAGCUGAGGGGCCAUGCAAGGGUCAUUCCAUCGUCAAAACUUCAAAUCAGACUUUAGUUUUAAAGGCAAAAUGCUUAGAUUCAAAAACCUUGCCUGGCCCUCGAGGCUGGCUGUAGAUAGAUGUGAAAUAAAAGAUAUAUUAGAGAAUUUCAGGCAUUCAAGAUUUCAAUAGAUUUGAACACUUUUUAACCGAAGUUUGGUAGAGAACAACAUGUAUAUGAAUCUUCCAAUUUGGGUUUACGACAAAAUAUAUAUUUCUACAUCUAAGUAAUCGCAUUAUGUAGUCAGCGGAGGAUGGCGAGGAGCAGCGUAGCCUAAAGGAUACUUAGCAGUGCCGGCAAUGUGUAAUAACUAACUAAACGAAUAAGAGCAAAUGGAACGCAUCAACUAAAUGUGUUGCAACCUGCAAGUAACAUACAUGUACUAUAUAAUAUAUAUAUACGAGUAAAUAGACAUUUAUGAAAUGAAUUAUUAACACAUAAAGCAGUUAAUUGAAUGGUUAUAAUCUGCGUAUUACAAGUGUUGAAUGUUCAAUAGCAUUAUAUGAAUUAUGAAUUAUAUACGCGACAGCUAUGCGCUAUACGGAUAAUUAAUGAGAAAUUAAUUUUUAAUAUCUAAUAUUUACUAUAAAAGACAAACGGAUUUUAACUUUGGCAACAAAAAAAAAUACCGAUAGCACAGAACAAAAAUAAAAAAAAAAUUGAUUUGAUAUUCUUUCGUAAUGGGAAUUCUCUAUCCUCUAUCCGAUAGUUUCUAUGUGUUGUGCAUGUGAAGAAGCGUUUUUAGAAAAUUUAAUUGUAUACCCCCUAGAGAAAAUAAAAUGAGUUUGUAAGCGAGGCCCAAUGGAAGAGUUAAUGCCGCCACAGUUCAGUUUUUGUAUUGUAUAUAAGGCAUAUUGUUAGUUUCGAAUGUCAUUUUUGAAUCAAAGUGUUUCAAGUACAUACAUAUUAUAGUACCGAACUAAAUUAUUACGAAAGUCUUUGCAAUUUGUUUCGGCUAAUGUUAUAGACGUUUGUGUUACAUAUUUACGAGUACCAAUAAAUAUUACGAUAAACAGCGGAAAUUAUUAUUGAAAAUAAGCUGAAGCUGGAGGCGAGGCAAGAACUAACAUUUUAAAUCAAGUAUCCAAAAUCCCAGUUCUGUAACGUUGCUGUUCAAUUUCCAAGUCUAUCCAUCUAUAUUCUAAACGUAAUUAUGUUUGUAUCUGACUACCGACACCAGAUAUCGUUCAAUUUCAAAGUAACCCCCAGAAAAAACAGAAACUAAGCUAUAUACAAGUGCUAUGCAUAUCAAAAAGAAGUAAAUAUUCAAAGACUUGACAUAGCUAGAGCAUAUAUUUCCAAAGCAGGCCUAAAGCGAAAUCGAAUUUGGCAGGAGAUGGCAAGCAAGCAAUCAGGAACUGCCUUUAAGAAACAAAAUGUCCUUGAAGUGAGCUGGGGCAAAUCAAAAUAUUUGCUGCUGGGGAGCUUCAAGGACGCGCCACACUCGCACAUCCAUGAAUUUAUAAACGAAUUUGGACUGCAUCGUUCGAGAAUUGCAAAUUGCAGAUGCAUGCUUCUGGCUAUGGGAAAAUGUUUUGAAUCAUGAAUUGAAUUGAACGAGCAGAAAUAUAACCGAAAGUACAUUAAAGCAUACACGAAUACCGAUGAUAUUGGCAAGAGCUAUAAAGGAAUGAUAAGGCAUUAUUACAGAGCCACAGCAAACACACUCCCAACACCCACACAACACCCCACACCCCCAACACCCAACAGAAACAAAAUAACACAAAAACAAACAUGUACUAUUGAAAUAUAAUUGUUAACCAUGAAAA
This is a messenger RNA of Drosophila ananassae, 6404 nucleotides long. It is a transcript of the gene VAChT, whose product is annotated as vesicular acetylcholine transporter. Bases 550 to 2292 code for a protein of 580 amino acids. The transcript is spliced from 2 exons. Gene Ontology annotation, molecular function: xenobiotic transmembrane transporter activity; acetylcholine transmembrane transporter activity. Gene Ontology annotation, biological process: xenobiotic transport; transmembrane transport; chemical synaptic transmission. Gene Ontology annotation, cellular component: AP-1 adaptor complex; membrane; terminal bouton. The record is from RefSeq and is a predicted model, not a curated record. NCBI's taxonomy places the organism in Eukaryota, Metazoa, Arthropoda, Insecta, Diptera, Drosophilidae.